Molecule: messenger RNA, 3528 nt
Organism: Eutrema salsugineum
Lineage: Eukaryota; Viridiplantae; Streptophyta; Magnoliopsida; Brassicales; Brassicaceae
Product: glutamate receptor 3.2
Exons: 7
Coding region: 558-3293 (911 amino acids)
Cellular component (GO): plasma membrane
Molecular function (GO): glutamate-gated receptor activity
Source: RefSeq, a predicted model, not a curated record
UUUCUCCUCCUUUUCUUUGGCUGGGAACAAGAAUGGUCACUGUGUCAACUUGCAAAAACAGGAGAAAAGCAUAAAGUUUAGAGUUUCACACUCUCACUUGAUAAUGGCUCAUUAUGUCGAAAUAUCUAUGUCGACGGACGUUGAUUACUCUAUAUAAUCUCCUUUUUUACAUUUUUCUCAGCCUGUAAAUGUACCCACUGCAUGAAUUUCGAUUGUAAGUAAUCAAAGCCUUACCCAUUAUCCAAUAAUAAGAAGAAAAAAAAGUAAUCGAAUUCCACCAAAAAGUUCGCAACUUUUCCAAACCUUCAAGCAUACCCACGAUUCAAUUUAAAAUGUUUUAGUUGUUGUUAUUGAAGACCCACUCGUUCUUUCCUUUUCCUUUUUUUAUAGCCCUCUUGCUUGUUCCUCAUGCUUUUCUUUCAGCUAGAUUUUUUUCUCUGCCUGACGAAUCUUCUUUUAUAAAAGGAUGAUUUUGGUUUGGGUUUUGGCAUCUCUGCCACUAAUUCCUUGCCAAGCGUCGUCUUCUAUACGUUUGAGGAACUGAUUAUCCCAAAGCAAUGUUUUGGGUUUUGGUUCUGUUGAGCUUUAUUGUUCUUAGUGGUGACGGGCUAAUUUCAGAGGGAGCUUCAAAGCCUCAUGUUGUUAAUGUUGGAGCAAUCUUCAGUUUAAGCACUGUAUACGGUAAUGUUGCAAAUAUUGCCAUGAAAGCUGCGGAGGAUGAUGUAAAUUCCGAUCCUAGCUUCCUCGGUGGAUCGAAAUUGCGUAUAUUGAUGUAUGAUGCUAAGCGUAACGGUUUCCUCAGCAUCAUGGGAGCAUUGCAAUUCAUGGAGACUGAUGCUGUGGCCAUAAUUGGUCCUCAAACAUCAAUCAUGGCUCAUGUACUGUCUCAUCUUGCAAAUGAGCUUAACGUACCUAUGUUGUCAUUCACGGCUCUAGACCCUAGCCUCUCGGCGCUCCAGUUCCCUUUCUUUGUUCAGACAGCACCUAGCGAUCUCUUUCUGAUGCGUGCCAUUGCGGAAAUGAUAACUUAUUACGGUUGGUCAGAUGUGAUUGCACUGUACAACGACGAUGACAACAGUAGAAACGGUGUAACAUCUUUAGGCGAUGAGCUCGAAGGAAGGCGCUGCAAGAUUUCUUACAAGGCGGUGCUUCCUUUGGAUGUGGUGAUUACGAGUCCUCGUGAGAUCAUAGAUGAGUUGGUUAAGAUUCAAGGGAUGGAAUCUCGGGUGAUCAUUGUGAACACAUUCCCUAAAACAGGUAGGAUGAUCUUUGAGGAGGCCUGGAAGCUUGGCAUGAUGGAUAAUGGUUAUGUCUGGAUAGCUACAACUUGGUUGAGUUCUCUGUUAGAUUCAUUUACCCCUUUAGCUCUCAAGAAAGCCAAAUCUAUUAGAGGAGUGCUCACUCUUCGUCUUCACACUCCAGAAUCAAGGAAGAAAAGAGAUUUUGUGGCACGGUGGAACAAGUUAAGUAAUGGAACUGUCGGGUUAAACGUGUAUGGACUCUAUGCAUAUGAUACUGUCUGGAUCAUUGCUCGAGCUGUUAAGAAUCUUCUAGAUAGCGGAGCUAACAUUUCCUUCUCCAGCGACUCAAAGUUGAACAGCUUGCAGGGAGGGUCACUGAAUCUAAGUGCAUUGAGCAUAUUUGAUCAAGGAUCAAAAUUUCUUGAUUACAUUGUAAAAACAAAGAUGUCUGGUGUUACAGGUCCAGUACAGUUUCUCCCCGACAGAUCGAUGAAUCAGCCUGCAUAUGACAUUAUAAACGUGGUCAAUGACGGGUUUAACCAGAUAGGGUACUGGUCUAAUCAUUCUGGGCUCUCUAUUACACCUCCUGAGUCACUGUACAGCAAACCUUCAAACCGUUCGAGCUCAAACCAACAUCUGAGCAAUGUGACUUGGCCUGGUGGGGCUUCUGUGACGCCACGGGGAUGGGUUUUUCCUAACAACGGGAGGAGAUUGAGAAUCGGUGUACCCAAUAGAGCAAGCUUCAAGGACUUUGUGUCAAGUGUCAAUGGAAGCAACAGAGUGCAAGGCUAUAGCAUUGACGUCUUUGAAGCUGCGAUUAAACUGCUUUCUUAUCCGGUUCCUCAUGAGUUCAUCCUAUUUGGAGACGGCCUCAAGAACCCAAACUUCAAUGAACUUGUCAAUAAUGUCACUACAGGGGUGUUUGAUGCUGUGGUAGGAGACAUAGCGAUUGUUACAAAGCGAACAAGGAUUGUGGAUUUCACUCAGCCAUACAUAGAAUCGGGGCUUGUCGUGGUUGCUCCUGUCACAAAGCUAAAUGAUACUCCUUGGGCGUUCUUACGCCCUUUUACUCCUCCAAUGUGGGCUGUUACAGCAUCUUUUUUCCUCAUCGUUGGAUCAGUAAUAUGGAUUCUUGAGCAUAGAAUCAACGAUGAGUUCCGCGGACCUCCAAGGAGGCAAAUUGUUACAAUACUCUGGUUCAGCUUCUCGACGAUGUUUUUCUCCCACAGAGAGAAUACAGUGAGCACACUCGGUCGUGUUGUGUUGCUGAUCUGGCUUUUUGUGGUACUGAUCAUCACGUCAAGCUACACAGCGAGUCUUACUUCGAUUCUUACAGUGCAACAGCUAAACUCACCGAUCAAAGGAGUAGACACACUCAUCAGCAGCAGUGAACGUGUUGGGUUUCAGGUAGGUUCUUAUGCUGAAAACUACAUGAUUGAUGAGCUUAACAUCGCCAGAUCCAGACUUGUGCCACUCGGCUCUCCUAAAGAAUACGCUACAGCUCUUGAAAACGGAACUGUCUCUGCAAUUGUCGAUGAACGCCCUUACGUUGAUCUCUUCCUCUCGGAAUUCUGUGGAUUUGCCAUUAGAGGCCAAGAGUUCACCAGAAGCGGCUGGGGAUUUGCAUUCCCGAGAGACUCUCCGUUAGCAGUUGACAUGUCAACCGCGAUCUUAGGUCUAUCAGAAACAGGGCAGCUUCAAAAGAUACAUGACAAGUGGCUCUCGAAAUCCAACUGCAGUAACCUGAACGGUUCAGAGUCAGAUGAUGAUCAAGAACAGCUUAAACUCCGUAGCUUCUGGGGGCUAUUCCUCGUGUGUGGGAUCGCUUGUUUCAUCGCUCUCUUGAUCUACUUCGUCAAGAUAGUCCGCGACUUUUGCAACAACCACAAGCCUGAGGAAGAAGCUAUAGUAGUAUCUUCACCAGAAGGGUCGCGUUCAAGAACAUUGCAGACAUUUCUAGCUUAUUUUGAUGAAAAAGAAGACGAAUCCAAGAGAAGGUUGAAGCGUAAACGGAACGAUGAUCUUUCUUUAAACCCUUCUAGACCAGUGUGACAGAUCACAUCAUCACUCAAGCCAUCUUCUUCAGUGGUGAAGAAAAGCAGACAUAUACCUCGUAAGUAUAAUAUAGUAAGGAAAGGAGAUUUUGAUUUAAACUAUUCUUCAAGAAAUAAGCCUUGAGGCUUCAAGUAUACCGAACAUUUUUAACACAAACAAAAAAAAAUGAAGCAUACAUAAACAACUUGUAAAACAAAGCUCAAGCUGUAUAAUAAUCGGAUCUUUAAGAAGA